AUGUUGAUUUUGGGCUCAGUGGAACAAUACCAUUUGAGACCCUUCUGUGGUUCUUUCGGAACGUGGACACACUGCCUAAAGGGAGAAGAUGCUUUAUGCCCGCAGCGAGUGAAACUCGCUUCGGCAGAUUUUGACCGCUUAGAGAAGGAUGACAUCAUUUUGAAGUGGCGUUUGCAAGAGGAUUACAUCGACUUCUUGGAGGACAGAGUGAAUGCCACUACAUCUACGAGCUCGAAUGACGAGCAAGUGGAUAAGCUAAAAGCCCAGGUGAAUGAGCUUGCGAAACGUGAAAAUGUGCUAGCCAUGCGGCUUGUUACCAAGGAUCAGGAGCAGCAGGAUCUUUUGAAUCAAAUUUCGGACCUUAAGAGUGCCGCAGCGCCCGGGGCUUCUGCCCUUCACUCUCAUCUUGUCGAUCCUGCUGUGAAUUAUGUGUUUUGGAGUAUCAAAAAAGAGCAACAGGCGAUGAAGCAGAAACUGGAGGAUACGCAGAACGAAUUAAAAGCCUGGAAAUUCACGCCAGAUAGUCAACGAGGGAAAAUGUUGAUGGCCAAGUGCCGUCAACUUCAUCAAGAGAACGAAGAGCUUGGUAAAGAAAUAUCCUCUGGCCGUCUAGCAAAAAUUGAGGGUGAAUUGGCGAUUCAAAAGAACUUCUGUAAAGAGCUCAAGAAGACACAGACUGAAUUAGCGGAGCUGUUGGGAGAUCAAGACGAGGAUAUCGAAGGGAUGCAAAGCGUUAUUUACCUGCUGCAACGACAAGUGAAACAGCUCAAAGAGGAGAACUCUCAGUUGAAAGCCGCGCAAGUGGAGCCAGGUGCCAUCGACAAUGACGUGGACAUGGACAUCGGCUUCAAUGAAGUGGUCGCUGUACCCAGCGAUCGCAAAGUGGUGCUGCCAAGUGUCCUCGACCACAAUGACGUCGAUGAAGAGGACGAGGACUUGCCAACUGACAAGAGCGAAGAAGCCGAGGCCCGCGUCAUCAAUGGGAUCAGUGGUGCAGACGUAGAAGAAGAAGAAGAAGAAGACGACGUCGUUGUUGGCGGAGACGUGGUCGAAGCAGACAGUGACAUCAAAGAAGACAAUAACACUAACACGCGGAAAUUGACUCAGUCGGAACUGGUGUCGAGCUCGCGGGACCGUGACCAGUACCUCAACAAUAAGGGGGCUUUGUCGUCGCUGUAUGAAGUGUCGUCAACAAAGCGGACUCAAACCGGGGGAGCGACAUCUUCCCUGCUUCGCUCCCCCGUUGUUGUCGUCAGUGUGGGUAACAGUGGUGGUGGUGGUGACGACGGUGACUCUGUGUCCGUCGCCGAUGACGCGCGCGAUCGGUUCCGAUGGACUUCGUCGCAAGAGCAGCCAGUGUCGAGCUCAAAUGUGGCCCUACCGCGGAACAAGCGCGUGCUCAAUGGCGGCGCUUCUUCAUUGUCACUUAUGUCGUCGUCGUCGUUGUGUAAGCAAGUUCGGGUGAGUGACGAUGAAGCUGUAACGCAAGACGGUGCCGUCGAUGGGAGUGACGUGAGUGGGGAAGCCGUCGGGCUGCAGGAAGAGCCCGACGAUGAGGGCUCCCAGGUCCUGGGUGUGCCUUUUGCGUCCAAUGACAGCAAUUCCUUGUGUAAUGGUCUGUCUUAA
Notodromas monacha is the source of this 1626-nucleotide messenger RNA. Lineage: Eukaryota; Metazoa; Arthropoda; Ostracoda; Podocopida; Cyprididae. The record is from the annotation of a GenBank genome assembly.